AUAGAUAGAUAGAUAGAGAGAGAAAGACGAGAGAGUGGUUCAGUUAAUUAUCGCUCGGCGUGUGGUGUUCUCAGCAAUUAUCAUACGAAUCGGGAGUUAGAGCGAACGCAGUGUACGGAGCACAGCACGGUUCGGUUUUCGACCUGACGUUGCACUUGCAUUGCGUUAACCUGCUCGUCGACAGUACGUAUCGCCCGCUCCGCUAGAGCAUCACCACCAGGGGACGGCCAGUUUACGUCUCGUAAGCCGAUCUGCCGCGCCGUCAGCGUGCCUCGCCUCUUACAUGGCCAUGCUGUCGUGUGUAGUAGCGUUGUCGUUGAUGACGGCCUUCGCGAACGGCGAGAGCAUCUUAAUGACCGAGGUGUUCGUCAUUCCGAUCAGGCCGGAGACUUUCGACUGGAGCGGCGACGUACGAUCCGACCAGUUCUCGUAUCAACCCUCGCUGCUAAAUGCGCCUGAUCUGCCUUCAUGGAUUCAUUACACGUACAGUAAAAGAGAUCACCAUGGCUUCCUGUACGGUGUCGCACCCAAGGAUUGCAAAUAUUUUCAGGUGAUCCAUCCCAGAGAAAUGUCACAACUCAGUCUCAUUGAUAAUCAUAAUUUGGAUGAAUCAGUUCAAACUACAAAUUAAUAUCGGCACGACAUUGUUUUGCACAUAAUUCAACAGUAAAGUAUAAUUGGCAAAACGUAACGCAUUCCUAUUGUUGAUGUUUGAACUAAUUGAUUUAUUUGACGGUGCGAGAAAAUACGAUUUUUCAGAUCUUCGUCUAGAUUGGAAAACCCUAAAGUGACAAAACUAAUUGUAUAGGGCUCGAGAGUUCGAGCAGCGAAAGCAUAAUAGACGAAUUACCGAUGAUUUUCAGCUGGAGAUAGUAGGCCUGAACAAGCAUACCUACGAAACUAGGUAUAAGAUUCUAGACAUGAACGUCCUUGAGAAGGAGAACCUGACCAAGUACGAGGUGCAUUUAAAGAUCGAUAAUUUAAACGUGGAGGACAUGUUCGACCGCAACAGAACCGAAGAGCUCCUCGAUAUAUUUAGAAAGAGGUUGUGGAAAGACGCGGCGGACUUGUACGUGACUUUCCUAGCAUCCGCUGUCGAGCUCGGUGCUCGUUUACCUUUGAAACCGAGCGAAGGUGAAGGAGGGAUUGUAAAAGGGCUGAAACAUCAAAAUGAAAUAAAAUAAAAUGGAAAUAUCUAUGAUAAUCUUCCCUUGUAGUUUGCAUGUUUAAUUUUGUGGAGAAUUAGGGGCUAUUAGGUGAAGGAUGAUUCACCGGCGAUACGAUGAGAAGUUCAAAGGAUAAAAUUUUCAGGAAAAUCCUUUCUAUAAUACGUGACGUGAGAAAGUCAGAUAAAGAAUGAUUCGAUUAAAAUACAAUGGAAUGACAAGCAAAAAUCUUGCAAUUUAAUCUAUGUAAGACAGUGUCCUACCCGCAGAUUAUUGUAAACAGGAAAAUUAAUUCUAACAAAAAUGUAUUGCAACGUCAUGAGAGUCAUCGGCCGAUCAUGGCGAAUGGAAAUUACAUCUGUCGGCAGGCUAUCCCCGACUUUUGACCGAGAUAACGGAUAACGGGAAGCGAUGCAUAGUCAGGAAAGCUGUGACGCAAGUUCGAACACUAGGUAUCCGACGUGCCGCAGAACACGUACACGCAAAUCUCACAGGUGUUCAGCCGGGAAAAGUUAAGAAAUUUAAAAAUCCCUUUUAGUCUUACACAUUCGUAAUGAAGAUGAUAGUUUGACAGCAGAUGGAUGGUCUGACAAAUAGUAAGAGAGAAAGAAACAAGAGUGUCAAAGAUGCAUAUUCUUUUUCUCUACAGAUGGAAUCUAUUUUAUAUCGAAUGCAUUUCAGUUUCAUUGUUGCAAACACGGCAGGAAGAAAUUAGGAACAUCAGUAUAGCGUGACGACAUUACCUAACACUUAGGCAAAGAUAACAAUUUUUUGUAUGCUGAACGCUGACCAAUCCAAAAUUUCCAGACUCGAACAUCUGACGCUUAUAGGAAAUUCCAUUUUAAUACAUAAAAAAAAAAAAAUGUGUAUUCUUUUUUUGCUCGCGUCAGAGUCGUCAUAAGGCUGGGCAGCUCGAUGCCAUUCUCGCAAGAACUGAACGAACUGCAGGAAGAAGUGAAACCUCUAUGGAAAUUACCGUCCUGCCCUCGGGAUUUUAAGCGCACCAGCGUCGAGAGACUUUUCCGAGAGGCAACGUUCGCGUUAGAUUGGUGCUCGUUCAGACUGGUCGAGCAGGAACAGCAGAGCUUGCAACAAGAAAGCGCUAGGCGAGGACCGAGUUUGAAUGUGUUGGAUUUGCCAGCCUCUGGCAUAUCUGAGCACACGGAAUGGCGUUGGGCUAGGUCAACCAAAGCUAGCAUUCCCACGAGAAGUUAUUUCGAAGAAAUUGCCACUACGAUUUUCGUCCCGGCGAUCCUGCUUCUUGUGCUGGCUGCUCUAUUAAGCACGGUCCUCUGCCUCGAGCGUGAGAAAAUCGAAAAGAGAGAAACUUCGACAGCGGAUGGAGUUAGCAACAACAACAUACAAAUGGUCCAGUAUGCUGCCAUUGAAAGGGGUACAUUGAAAUCGCUUUCUGCUCAACCAACCAGCCCCAAUGAUUCCCUGAUACCUAGUCCCAGAGUGGGUCUUCGAACAGAUUUCUGACUACACGAGGAGCCAGCAAAAACGUGGUUUUGCUGAAUUAACAACGAUUUAUAAUCGUAACUACAAGAAGAAUCGCAAAAUCAUUGGAACUGGCUCCGUAUUGUCUAUUGCUUUGUAAUUUGAUAUGGAUAACAUGUGUUACAUAGAUUGUUUUAAGACUGCAUAGAUUUAAUGAAGAUAUUCUUUUUAAAUUGCACAAAAUUAUGACAUAGUGGAAACAUAUCUUCUGUUGCACAGAAGGAUUUCAUUACUACAGCACAAAUUAAUAUGUGAAUUUAAUAUUUAUUUAUUAGGUAUAUAAUGUUUCUAUUUAAUAUUAAAAUAAUUUUAAAAUCUUAGCCAAUUCUCAUGCUAGUCAUUUUAAGUAUAACGGUGCUAUGAUGCAAUAUUAAUUAAUACAACGUGAAUUCUCAAACUAAA
Messenger RNA from Heterotrigona itama, 3068 nucleotides. Lineage: Eukaryota; Metazoa; Arthropoda; Insecta; Hymenoptera; Apidae. The record is from the annotation of a GenBank genome assembly.